Molecule: messenger RNA, 1338 nt
Organism: Annulohypoxylon maeteangense
Lineage: Eukaryota; Fungi; Ascomycota; Sordariomycetes; Xylariales; Hypoxylaceae
Product: SET domain-containing protein
Exons: 4
Coding region: 1-1338 (445 amino acids)
Molecular function (GO): protein binding
Source: RefSeq, a predicted model, not a curated record
AUGGAGUUAUUUCCCAACUUUCCUUCUUUUAUCUCCUGGGCAGGAAUUCUGGCCAUUCUCAAUCUGCCUUUCGCCAUCGCACAGCUACUAGAUCCUAGUAUCUGUUCCUCAGAUAGCCACAAGUCCCUUUCGGGAAUACAUCACGGGUUACCCAUAUGUCCACUCCCCAUAGACGAAGAUUCGGUCGCGGAUACAGGUUCAUGGGUGCCAUGGAAGCGUCGGCCGUACUGCUUAGAACCUUUCAUGCAAGACGAUGACGUGACUGGACCCCAGUUUUGUCUCUACACAUUCGAAUCCUUCCGUGGAGACCAGGGCCUGAGUGUUAUCACCACACCUGUACUUGCGGCGACUAUGGUUGAUGCACUUGAUGACUCAGCUGUGCCUCUAAAUCUCAGGAAUCAUCCUUCGAACUCACUUGCUGCGGAGGGAAAAAGAAACCUGGCGUUUACGAUAGAAGACGUUCCAGGGAAAGGAAAGGGACUUGUUGCAAAGCGUCCGAUUAAGAAAUGGGACAUCGUACUCGUGGAUCACCCGGCCCUGAUUGCACAUAUGGAUAUUUUUGACGUAUUAGGCUCUGAGAUUCGGGAGGAGAUUCUAGAGCAAGCUUUAAAACAGCUACCAGAGGAGCAGCGCGAAGAAGUCAUGGCGUUGGAACGUAGCAUGGGAGGCGAACCGAUUGAAGAUAUCCUGAAGACGAACAUCUUCGGGGUUGAGCUAGGAUUCGAAAUUCCGCAUCUUGGACUAUUUCCGAUUGCAUCAAGGAUCAACCAUGAUUGCAGACCCAACGUCUUCUGGCGGUAUUCAGUGCGAACUCUAGCCGUCGAAGUAAUCGCAUUACGAGACAUCGAACCAGGAGACGAGAUAACCCAAAGUUACGUCCCCCUCGGUCUCUCCUACCAAGACCGCACCGACGACCUCAAAAACUGGGGGUUCACCUGCACCUGCGCCCUCUGCGCAGCCAGCGCACACUCGCGCACGACCUCAGAUAAACAUCGGCAGCAACUACAACACAUCUACUACACGCUCAACGAGGGCGCAAGCGGGCGUUCCAACAUCACCUCCGGCGCAAUCAGUUCGCUCGCGGGGGAGAUGGAAUCGCUGGUGCGCGACGAAGGGCUCGAGGCGCAGUUACUUGUGUAUUACGGCGUGGUGGCGAGAGCGUAUAUGCGUGUGGGUGAGUUGGACGCCGCGAGGCGGUAUGUGGAGAUGAGCGAGGAGUUGUGGAUGCGGUAUGCGGGUCAGGAAGAGGAUUAUCUGGCGGGGAUGCAGCAGUUGAGGUAUGAGUUGGGGGAGAGGGAGAGGAUGGCGGUUACGGAUAGGAAGGUUGGGGAGGCGUAG